CGGACUAUCAACCAACAGAUGAAAAGAGGAACUGACAAAAACUACAGAAGUUCAAAAGUCUCACUGAGGAUUUCAGCAUCCAAGAUGAACGCAAUCAGGAGCUGUCUUCUGCUCCUCCUCUUACUGAUUACAGGUUGUGAGGCCACAUAUACUGUGAGGGGAUGCACAGGGGGGUGGUUUGAAUUCACCUGCAAAAAUCCUGGAACAAAUGAAAUAUACAAGUCAAAAGAAGCCAUUAACCCAGAGAUGUGGGAAAAACCCAGCAGAGUUUCCCUUAACCAUGAUGAAAGAAAUAAAACUCUCAGGCUGACCGUCAAAAAACUUGAACAAAGAAAAGACUCUGGCUGGUACUGGUGUAAAAGGAAUUUUUCCUCUAUAGUGAAUCUAAAUUUGUCAGUUGAAAGAGACUGCCAGGGAGCAUUUAUUCAAACUGCAUACAGAACAGCUAAAACCACCAUCACAUGUGAUUACAAAAUGAAAAACAAAGACGACACCAGUGUCGUGUUUUUCUGCAAAGAGAACGGUUCGAUGUGUGACGAAGUUUUAUCAACAAAGUCGUCUCAGUCAAACGGGAUAUUCACUCUCAAAGAAACCACCAGCAACUUCAGCAUGUCCAUCAGUGAUGUGUCCUCACAGCAUGCUGGUGUCUACUGGUGUGGAGUGAAAUCAAGUGAUGGAAGUUACCGAGCCACACUCAGAAAAAUACAACUGAAGGUUAACGCCAGUAUUACUAACUUCACAAGGUCUCCAACUGUUGGAAAGGAUUUCGAAUACUGGUGUCAAUAUCACAAUAAAUCUCAGAAAAAACAAAUAUUCAUCUGUAAAGGAAAAGAUCCUUCUAUAUGUGAACCUCUAGUAAGCAUGUCAAAGCCUGACAUGAACCCUCAAAAGUUUUCCAUUAAAGAGACCAAAGAGAAGAAGAUAAACAUUAUAGUGAAAAAAGUAACAAGAGAAGAUGCUGGGACAUACUGGUGUGGAGCACAAAACAACGCCAAAAGUCGCAGCAACACCUUCUUCCACAAACUUCAGAUGACCGUAGAGCCACCAACAACGCCCACAUUUCCUGCUACUUCAACCCAGGCAACUACUGCACCCGCUGGGAGGCAAGCAGGAGGCCCUCAGAUCGUCAUUACCGGUAUUGUCUGCGUAACUGUGCUGCUGCUGCUGUUUGUGCUCAUUUUGAUCCUUAUCUUCAAACGACAUUCAAAAAACAAAAGAAAUGCAGCAGCUACAGCACAACACAUCAAAGAGGAUUACAUCUACGAGGAGAUACAGGAGCGCCCCCAGACGUCUGACCCAGGACAUGCGAUCAACUCGAUUUAUGUCACUGCCAACCUUCCCCAAAACCCCUCUGCCUCGCCGCAUUACUCUACCAUCAGCUUUCAAAACUGCUCUGGUGGCGAGGCACUGAUCACCAGACCCAGCUCUGCUGCCUGUGAAUAUUCUACUGUGACCUACAGCCAAAGUCCAACCUGCUCCUCUGUCAACCAACCAUCUUCAGACGAUCCUCUCUACUCAACAGUAUGCAAGCCCCGGGAGCAAUGAGGAAAUAUCAGUCAGAAAGUUAUUAACAAAACAAAAGUCAUUCAUUUUUUUUAUGUUGUCUAAAACGACAUCCAGCUUAGACUUCAAGAAGUACAUCAAGACAGUUUGUUAGGCCCUGAGCACCGAGACACAGUGUAUUCUCUCUUAACCCCCAUUUAUUAAAUUUAACUAGGUACAGUAAGUAAUCAAACCAAACAAAGACAAACGACGAGGUUCCGUUUUUCACAGUUGACUUUUCUGGUUUGUGUUGGGGACUUAUCAUGUUGUUUUAGUUCAGAAUAAUACAGUAGUCUCCUGUGGCUCGCACUAGCCAUGGUUCAGAAACUUGAAAAAAUAAGUCAGGAGAAAGGUUAAGGUUAUGAAGAAAUAUUUAUAUUCUGCUGCGGCUAACUCCUAAAGUAAUAAACUAAAAAUCCUCCAGUCCACAGGCAGUGGUACAUAGGUCCUAGCCUCAAAAAACAGCACUGGUUGGGUUGUAAAAAUAUUCAAAGAUAAAAAGAAAAUUUGUGAGCAGCAGUACAGACAUUUUAAGAAAAUAAAAGAAGGCAAAGUGUUUGUGCUGCUCAAAAGCAUGAGUGAUGCUGUUGCAGCAUAAAGGCAUGCCCAAGCACCUGUUGUUCAGGGUGUGAACAAGAUAAAUCAAGUUCAACUUUUGGAAAGCAGCAUUUUGCACCACGUUAUGUGACAAAGAUUUUAAAAAUCACACUUGGUAAAUAUAUAUUUAUAUUCCCUUUUUUCUGUAAACAUCAGUCUAUGACAAAUAUGGGGAAGUUGAUUAUUUUAGUGCACGGCUACCCAGUAGUUCAAUAAAAUCAGUAAAAAAAUGUGUUAAAUUUACCACAUAGUUUUAGUUCAAUUAGUGGCCCCUUAUAGUUUUUAAAAUCUUACCUGAAAUCCAAGUGAAGAGUGCAGCACGUCCGAAUCCAAACCCUGUGACGGCUCCUCGGCCCACUGACGCUCCUCUCACACUGAGUUUGACCAUGAAGAAGCCAACCUGUAUACUGUGAAGUAUAACUGCAAUUAAUAUCUAAUUCUAAUGUAAGUAGAUAAAAAAACAAGACCUUUCACUAAUAACAAUUUAUAAUCAUCCAUUCUGACUGAAAUAUCAGGGAUUGGCAAACCCGAAUACGUGUAGUUAAAUUUUUUUUAAAAAUGACAAAAUUAAUGAAUCUUUUAAUGGUUGAUUCAUUAGUGAUGAAUAUAUAUUAUAUAUUACAGUAAAAAGUGGAACCAGAAAACUACUGCACAGCCAUUUGUUUUAAAAACAAUGGUGAAGCAAAUUCAGUUGUUUGUUGUAAAGUUGGAUGUAAAGUUUGAAUAACUCGUAACCAUCACAAACAAAGUGAUCUAACUCACAAAUCAUUUUGUUCUGUUACUUAUUGCAUUAAAGCUUAUACAUAUUAUACAGAAAUAUAUGUAUACAUUUACAAGAAUAAACAGAAGAAAACUUAAGAAUUAAUUUUCUGUCAACUGGCUAACUGAUUAAUAAACUAAUAAUUUUAGCUAUUAUGAUAUAAACUGUUAGGUAAUUUCAUUUAUAAUUUUUUAGAUACUCUUCUUAUGUAUUUUAAGAGAAAAAAAUCUUAAUUUUUAAAGUAAGUAGUACUUAAACUGUCAGAUAAAUGUAAUGAAGUAUAAAGUACAACAUAUCCCUCUGAAAAGUAAUUAAUUAAAGUAUAAUGCUACAUGAAAACAAAAUACUCAAAGUACCUAAACACUGCACUUACUACCUACAAUACUUGAGUCAAUGUACAUAUGUAAUUACAUUCACCACUGAAAUAAGUUACCAGCUCCCAGGGGUGGAAGAUAUUAGAUAUUAGAUAAUAUUUAGAUAUUUAAUUCAAGUAAAAGUACAAAUGAGAAUGUAAAAAUACUCACCAGUACACAAGUUUAAGUCCACAGCAUCCUCAACGGCCGUGAACCUACUGUUAGAAAGUCAAAUGUUAACGGCUGUAACCCGAAAAUAAAGUGAUAUAAGUCACCUUGCACUAUUUUAAAGGUUUUGUCAAUUACUUUAAAUAUCAAGUUAAUUCCACAAUGCCACGUUUUUUUUGUUUUGAGCGUAAUUUCUCAGAUUUAUGACGACAGGUGUAAGCUAACGCUAACGUCUUGAUUAAGCUAACGUUAGCUAGCGCAAAAAAACAAGACUCACCAGUGAAUUCUUCAUCAAAACACAACGAAAUAUGAAACUCCUCAGUGUUUUCACGAACCGCGGGAUACCCGAAUAUUAUAAACCCGGUCUUUUGCUGUGUAAACUCACGAAAUAUAUCAACUUUUACUCAUAACUAUAAUUGUAAGCAGCUCGUCCUCUUCCCUUAGCUCUGAGUUCUUCUCCCUCCUCCUCUGCGGUCUUCACACCUCUCCGCCCGCAGGCAGCGCCCCCUGUUGGAAAAAUGUAAUAACGUCUUCCAACUAAAAUAAAAAAAAUAAUAAUUUUCUCAUUAUUUUUUUUUUUUUUUUUUUUGUUUCUGUUUGUUUGUGUAACUGCCAAUUUAACAAAGCCAUGACAAACCUGAAGAUAUUUAACACAAGGAUCCUAAGGUGGAGGAAGUAAUCAAACAUA
Plectropomus leopardus (leopard coralgrouper) is the source of this 4108-nucleotide messenger RNA. Lineage: Eukaryota; Metazoa; Chordata; Actinopteri; Perciformes; Serranidae. The record is from RefSeq and is a predicted model, not a curated record.